[Candida] anglica is the source of this 1723-nucleotide messenger RNA. The record is from the annotation of a GenBank genome assembly. Lineage: Eukaryota; Fungi; Ascomycota; Pichiomycetes; Serinales; Debaryomycetaceae.
GUGUCUUUUCCCCCAUCCCAUACAACGAGCCUACCCGCCCUAAUAUCCUCCCUUUUGCGCCCUGCUCCUUGGUUCCUGCUCCUUUGGUUUCAUUAUCUUCCCUCCAUCUUUCUCUCAGUCGGUUUAGUUCCACUUACCUCCAUUCAUCGCUCUUUAUCUGUAACCAGUGGUGAGUCUUGCUGAACUGUAGUGAGUCCCUCUUAUUCUCUCUAACACACACACACACACACAUAUUGCAUACAAUGCUCGGACCUCCAUCUAGAUUGAGACCAAAGCCAUACCCAUUGGUGUUGGAACAUCUCGAGUCCAGAGCCAACAAAAGGUUGACCAACGAGUACCGUGCCGACAACAUACGGGCCUUGGCCAGUCUUGAGUCUUGCCAGGACAUCAACCCUGCCAUGAUUGACUUACAACCAGAAAUCCAAUGGUUCAUGAGACCUUUCCUUUUGGAUUUCAUUGUGGAAUUACAUUCCUCUUUCAAACUUCAACCACAAACUCUUUUCCGUUGUUUCAAUAUCGUUGAUCGGUAUUGUGCCAAGCGGAUAGUUUUCAAACGUCAUUACCAGUUGGUUGGAUGUACCGCUUUGUGGAUUGCCGCCAAAUAUGAAGACAAAAAAUCUCGUGUGCCAACCUUGAAGGAAUUGGCAUUAAUGUGUAGAAACGCAUACGAUGAAGAAAUGUUUGUACAAAUGGAAAGACAUAUCUUAUCCACUUUGGAAUGGUCUCUUGGUAGACCUACUCUUGAGGAUUGUUUACAAUUAUCGGUGGAAUAUUGUAAUGAAUUGAAUGAAAAUACUACUCCAUUCCGUUACAAUCGUAAUCACAUGGUUGAUACCCCUAAUACAAACUCUACUGCUACUAACAUGUCCUCGGGAUCUUCCACCACCUCGGCAAUCACCGCCAUUGGUCGUUUCCUUUGUGAAUUGUCCUUAUAUCUGAGACCUUUCUUGGAAUUUGAAACCUCUCAAAUUGCCAUUGCGGCCAAUCUUUUGGCUUGUUCCAUGUUACAAAUCCCCACCGCUUCCAGAGCCUUCCAUGACAUUGCUAGAAAGGCAUCGUCAUCUUCAGUUUCAGUGUCAGUGGCCACUACUGCUCAUGAAAAUCUUGAAAAUUUGGAACCUGAAGUGUUGGGGACAUUCCUUAAUGGAUUUGAUGAAACUACACCCUACAAAAUACGGAAAAUCGGUCUUUUAUUCAUGCAAGCCUUGAAUAAUAUUACUGAUGUUCUCUCUAACAAAUAUAAACCAUUGGGGGUUCUUGCCGUAGUCCAAAAUUACAUUGCUAAAAAUAUGAAUUUUUUAGAAACUCUUCAUAGCAUGUCCAAUGAAGUGUUGGAGUUCUCGGUCUGUGAAAUGACCAAUACUACCCUCACAUGUAUUGCUGACAGUUUCUUGAGCUUGAAUUUGGUCGAAAGACCUCAACAUCCACAACAAGAUAUAUUCCCAGUCACCCCACCAUCUACAUCUCAAUCGGUGUUUUCUGACCGGAACUCUUCGUCGUCGUCACUCAUCACUCCAACGACAAACGUUUGCAAGGGGAACCCAUUCUACACGUUCUCCCCUGCUGAGUGUGCUCCGGUCGUGGAGGCCAGUCCUUACUAUCAAAAACAAUACCAAGGACAAUAACUACAUUCACAAUAAAACAAAAGAAAUAAACCUACUCCACCCCCACAUCCAUUCAACAAAACAUGUACCUUUAUCUCCAAAAGUACACUACAUAUACC